AACCUCCAGGUGGUGGCUGGAUAUCUCCUGGAUUUCUAGGCCACAGAGAUCCGUUUCCCUGGAGAAAAUGGCUGCUGUGGAGUGCAGGGUGGACUCUACGGCAUUAUAUACCUUCUGCGGUUGCCAACUCCAGGUUGGGAAACUCCUGGAGAUUAAGGGAGGAGGGCAGAGUUUGGGGAGGGAGCAGGAUAUAUAAUACCAGAGAGUUCACCCCCCACAGCGGCUAUUUCUUCCAGGUAAACCGGGAUCUGACUGGAGGUCAGGUAUAAAUUAAAACUGAAAAACAGUUGGGACGUCAAUCUCCAGGUGAGCCUGGAGAGCUUUAGAAAUCGUGAUACAAAUUCAAGAGAUCUCCAGGCCACACCUGGAGGUUGGCAACCCAACUGUUUUAUUUUUAUAACUGGGAAAACGUAAAAAGGGCUUCUGUGGGGAUGACAAGACACCCCGUCCCCGGCUCCUCGCAGUCGUCGCCGGGUGGCCAGGGGAAGAGGACUCCCCCUUCCGACCCCCAUCCACACAAGGCGCGCCUCACGCAAACUGGGCCUAGCGCUGAGGCCUAGCGCUCGCCCGCCGCAGAGACCGCGCGCGGCCGGGCGCGCCAGUUCCGGCGGGUUGCGGGCUUUCCGGGACGCCGCGGCUCGCCCGAGGGGAGCCGCUUCUCGCCUCAUGAGUAAGGCGGCAGCGGUGGAGCUGGAGCCUGGUGGGGACGGAGCGCGCAGCGUCUGCACGCAGACCGACAGCCUGACAGUUUUUCAAGGUGGGCUGUCUAAUAUAGGCCAAGUACCGAGGCUUUCAAAAGUCAACCUUUUUACUUUAUUCAGUCUUUGGAUGGAACUCUUCCCCUCAGCUGAACAACACAAGAACUUAGAGGUGAAGAAGGCAGGUCUAGUUGUUGUGAAGAAUAUGAAAAUAGUUGGUCUUCAUUGCUCCAGCCAGGACUUGCAUGCUGGUCAAGUUGCGCUCGUUAAAUAUGGGCCAAGGCUUAUAGAUUGCGACCUGUAUUUUUCAAGGAAACCGUGUUCCGUGUGUUUAAAAAUGAUGGUAAAUGCUGGAGUGAACAGAAUUUCUUAUUGGCCUGCGGAUCCUGAAAUAAGCCUGCAGUAUGAGGCAUCUAAUGAAGAUGCUAAGCUAGAUGCCAAAGCAGUAGAACGACUGAAAUCGAACAGCCGUGCUCGGGUGUGUGUCUUGCUUCAGCCCUUGGACUGUCAUACGAUGCAGUUUGUUGAAGAAUCAUGCUACAAGUGUGACUUCAUUCAGAAAAUUGCUAAAAUGCAGCCUGAAUUGAACACUGGGUUUUAUGCAAAAUGCAGGCAAGAGAUAAUAAAGGAGUACGAGAGCCUUUUCCUGGUCCCAAGUGAAGAAACGCAUAAGCAAAUGUUAAUCACGAUAGGCCUGGAGAAUCUUUGUGAAAAUCCCUAUUUCAGCAACCUGCGGCAGAACAUGAAAGAUCUUACUCUCCUCUUAGCUACGAUAGCUGCCAGUGUACCCACUUUCGGUCAUUUUGGAUUUUAUUGUAAUAAAUCAGAGUGCUCCAGUGAAACAUACUACCAGGGGUUGCCCCAAGAAGUAGCAAGGCACUGCAUGAUACAAGCCAGACUGUUGGCCUACCGCACUGAGGAUCACAAAACUGGAGUUGGAGCAAUCAUCUGGGCAGAAGCAAAUGCGGAAAGCUGUGACGGAACAGGAGCCUUGUACUUCAUAGGGUGUGGUUAUAAUGCCUUCCCUGUUGGAUCCGAAUAUGCUGACUUUCCACACAUGGAUGAUAAGCAAAAAGACCGGGAAAUCAGAAAGUUCCGAUACAUCAUACAUGCUGAGCAGAACGCUUUGACAUUCAGGUGUCAAGAAAUAAAACCAGAUGAGAGGAGCAUGAUUUUUGUGACAAAAUGCCCAUGUGAUGAAUGUGUGCCUUUAAUUAAAGGUGCUGGUAUCAAGCUGCUCUAUGCAGGAGAUGCUGAUGUUGGAAGGAAGAAAGCAGAUAUAUCUUACAUGAAAUUUGAUGAAUUGGAACGUGUUAAAAAAUUUACGAGAGCAUUCUUGGUGACCACCAUCAUCGUCAUCAGGCUGUUUGAAAAAAUCUGUUUAAUGACUUUCCAAUCAUAG
Eublepharis macularius is the source of this 2100-nucleotide messenger RNA. RefSeq names its product cytidine and dCMP deaminase domain containing 1 (gene CDADC1). Gene Ontology annotation, biological process: dTMP biosynthetic process; dUMP biosynthetic process. Bases 667 to 2100 code for a protein of 477 amino acids. Gene Ontology annotation, cellular component: cytoplasm. The transcript is spliced from 9 exons. NCBI's taxonomy places the organism in Eukaryota, Metazoa, Chordata, Lepidosauria, Squamata, Eublepharidae. The record is from RefSeq and is a predicted model, not a curated record. Gene Ontology annotation, molecular function: zinc ion binding; dCMP deaminase activity.